CUGAUAUAUAUUCAAAACUCAAAACCUUACACACACAAAAACACCUCAAAGUGUGUCUAUACAUAUAUACAUAUACAUAUAUAUAUUCACUCGGUAACAGAGAAAAAAAGAGAGGGAACCAAAACCCAUAUCAAUUUCAAAGUCUCCAUCUUUUUCUCUCUCUCUCUGCAUUCCCUUUACCUAUUGUGCUUCAAUUUAAAGCUUUCUUUUUUUACUCUAGUUUUUCUUUGGAUUAUUUUAGGGUUUUAUAAAAAGUGGUUUUAGGGUUUUAGUUUUUAACCAAUAAUUUGAUGGCUGCUGAAAAGCUUAGAGAUUUAAGUCAGCCAAUUGAUGUUGGCGUUCUUGAUGCUACUGUUGCUGCCUUUUAUGGCACUGGAUCUAAAGAUGAGAGGACUGCAGCUGAUCAAAUUUUGCGGGAGUUGCAAAAUAAUCCAGACAUGUGGCUUCAAGUGGUUCACAUUCUUUCAAAUACGCAGAACUUGAAUACCAAGUUCUUUGCUUUACAGGUUCUUGAAGGCGUUAUCAAGUACAGGUGGAAUGUAUUGCCUGUAGAACAAAGGGAUGGAAUGAAAAACUACAUAUCGGAUGUUAUUGUAAAGCUUUCCAGUAACGAGGGAUCUUUUCGCCUAGAAAGGUUGUAUGUCAAUAAACUUAACAUUAUACUAGUCCAGAUUUUGAAGCACGAGUGGCCAGCCAAGUGGCGCAGCUUCAUACCUGAUCUGGUUACAGCAGCAAAAACUAGUGAAACAAUAUGCGAGAAUUGCAUGGCUAUAUUAAAACUUCUAAGUGAGGAGGUGUUUGAUUUCUCAAGGGGUGAAAUGACCCAACAGAAGAUUAAAGACCUGAAACAAUCUUUGAACAGUGAGUUUCAACUCAUACAUGAGCUAUGCUUAUAUGUGCUAUCAGCAUCUCAAAGACCCGAGCUUAUUAGAGCUACAUUAGCCACGUUGCAUGCUUUCCUUUCUUGGAUUCCUUUGGGCUAUAUUUUUGAGUCUCCACUGCUGGAGACACUUCUUAAGUUUUUUCCCAUGCCAUCAUAUCGUAAUCUAACUCUUCAGUGCUUGACAGAGGUUGCUGCCCUAAACUUCGGAGAUUUUUUCAAUGCUCAAUACGUUAAUAUGUAUAACAUAUUUAUGGUCCAGUUGCAGAUUGUUCUACCUACAAAUGCGAAUAUACCCUAUGCUUAUGCAAAUGGUUCUUCCGAGGAACAGGCAUUUAUUCAGAAUUUGGCAUUGUUUUUUACUUUAUUUUACAAGUUUCAUAUUCGUGUACUGGAAUCUGCACAAGAAAGCAUCAAUACACUUCAGAUUGGCCUUGAGUAUCUCACACGCAUUUCUUAUGUUGAUGAUACUGAGGUUUUCAAGGUUUGCUUGGACUACUGGAAUUCUCUGGUGUCGGAACUUUUUGAGGCAAACCACAAUUUUGAAAACCCUGCAUCAACUGCAAACAUGAUGGGGUUGCAGAUGGGUAUGGUUGAUGGUCUUGGUACACAGUUGAUGCGAAGGAGGCAACUAUAUGCUGCACCGAUGUCAAAGCUAAGAUUACUAAUGAUAUCACGCAUGGCAAAGCCUGAAGAAGUAUUAAUUGUGGAAGAUGAAAAUGGGAAUAUUGUUCGUGAAACUUUGAAGGAUAAUGAUGUUCUUGUCCAGUAUAAGAUUAUGCGGGAAACGCUUAUUUACUUGGCACAUCUUGAUCAUGAUGAUACUGAAAAGCAGAUGUUGAAGAAAUUGAGUAAACAACUGAAUGGCGAGGACUGGACUUGGAAUAACUUGAAUACACUGUGUUGGGCUAUAGGAUCGGUUUCUGGAUCCAUGAUGGAAGAGCAGGAGAACAGGUUUCUCGUUAUGGUUAUACGUGACCUACUGAAUCUCUGUGAAAUAACUAAAGGAAAGGACAACAAAGCUGUUAUUGCAAGUAAUAUCAUGUAUGUUGUUGGACAAUAUCCAAGAUUUUUACGGGCCCAUUGGAAGUUUUUGAAAACCGUUAUAAACAAGUUGUUUGAGUUCAUGCAUGAAAUUCAUCCAGGAGUUCAGGAUAUGGCUUGCGACACCUUUUUGAAGAUAGUACAGAAAUGCAAGCGCAAGUUUGUCCUAGUGCAGGUUGGAGAGAAUGAGCCAUUUGUCUCUGAACUUCUCACAACGCUUCCAACCACCAUUGCAGACCUUGAACCCCACCAGAUACAUACAUUUUAUGAAUCAGUUGGUCAGAUGAUUCAAGCAGAAACCGAGGCAACAAAACGGGAUGAGUAUCUGCAGAGGUUGAUGAAUCUUCCCAAUCAGAAAUGGGCCGAGAUUAUAGGACAUGCACGUGGUAAUGUUGAUUUCUUGAAGGAUCAAGAUGUUAUUAGGACGGUGCUUAACAUAUUGCAGACAAAUACAAGUGUUGCCAGCUCGCUUGGAACAUAUUUCUUGCCACAAAUAACUCUAAUCUUUUUGGACAUGCUUAACGUUUAUAAAAUGUACAGUGAACUUAUAUCAUCUAGCAUUGCUGAAGGGGGGCCCUAUGCUUCCAGGACUUCCUAUGUGAAGCUUCUGAGGUCAGUAAAGAGGGAAACCCUCAAGCUCAUUGAGACUUUUCUGGAUAAGGCUGAAGAUCAACCACAGAUUGGAAAACAGUUUGUGCCCCCUAUGAUGGAUCCCGUAUUGGGUGACUAUGCUCGGAAUUUGCCCGACGCUCGAGAAUCUGAAGUUUUGUCUCUCUUUGCCACAAUAAUAAACAAGUACAAGAUUGCAAUGAUAGAUGAUGUUCCUCGUAUAUUUGAAGCUGUUUUCCAAUGCACUCUGGAGAUGAUAACCAAGAACUUUGAAGAUUACCCUGAGCACAGACUCAAGUUCUUCUCAUUACUGCGGGCCAUAGCUACAUAUUGUUUUCGAGCUUUAAUCAUGCUUUCACCCGAGCAAUUGAAACUUGUAAUGGAUUCUGUCAUGUGGGCAUUUCGACAUACGGAGAGGAACAUUGCGGAAACUGGGCUUAAUCUCUUAUUGGAGAUGCUUAAAAACUUCCAGAAUUCCGAGUUCUGUAAUCAGUUCUACCGAUCUUAUUAUGUGCUUAUCGUGCAAGAAAUAUUUGCUGUCUUGACGGACACAUUCCAUAAACCGGGAUUUAAAUUGCACGUCUUAGUGCUUCAACAUUUAUUCUGCCUGGUGGAAUCUGGUUCUCUGACUGAGCCUUUAUGGGAUGCAUCCACUGUGCCGUAUCCAUAUCCUAACAAUGGGAUGUUUGUUAGAGAGUAUACUAUUAAGCUUCUUGGUGCCUCCUUCCCCAACAUUUCAGCAUCUGAGGUCUCAAAGUUUGUAAAUGGACUCUUCGACUCGAGAGCUGAUCUUGGAACAUUCAAAAACCACAUACGGGACUUUCUUGUUCAGUCAAAAGAAUUUUCAGCACAGGACAACAAGGAUCUGUAUGCAGAAGAAGCAGCUGCUCAGAAAGAGAGAGAAAGACAACGAAUGCUUAGUAUUCCCGGACUUAUUGCACCCAACGAGAUUCAAGACGAGAUGGUUGACUCAUAGAAGUUUAAUAUAUGGAGUUAGUCAUUAUCAUUUUUUAAUUAUCUUUUUGUUACUUGUAUUCGGGCAGGGCCUGAUACCCUACAUUUGUGGAGAUCAAUAGUUUCCAUCCUCCCAUCACAAAUUUUUACUUGGGCUUCUGUGGUGUGAACUUUAGCUCACAUGUUUUCUCUAAUUUUUUGUGGAGGGUACAGUACGGGGUUUGGCAUUUAAUGGGCUCGGUGGUGUAGAGCGGUAAUAGUAGUAGCCCUAGGUGGUCAUUAUGUAGGAAGAUAUAGGGGAUUGGUUGGUCAUAGACACAUUGUAGUUGAUGAAAACAUGGUUGUGGGUUGUGUUUCAAAAUACUUGUAAUGUAUGAUAAUCAUUAUUAAACGCAUUGGCGAAUCAUUAGUAUCAGUUGGGAAGCCCUUUUCAUGUUAA
Erigeron canadensis is the source of this 3926-nucleotide messenger RNA. Its product is annotated as protein EXPORTIN 1A. Gene Ontology annotation, molecular function: small GTPase binding; nuclear export signal receptor activity. NCBI's taxonomy places the organism in Eukaryota, Viridiplantae, Streptophyta, Magnoliopsida, Asterales, Asteraceae. The transcript has 32 exons. Gene Ontology annotation, biological process: ribosomal large subunit export from nucleus; protein export from nucleus; ribosomal small subunit export from nucleus. The record is from RefSeq and is a predicted model, not a curated record. Gene Ontology annotation, cellular component: cytoplasm; nucleus. The coding region runs from base 291 to 3509 and encodes 1072 amino acids.